Cinclus cinclus is the source of this 1489-nucleotide messenger RNA. It is a transcript of the gene TTC4, whose product is annotated as tetratricopeptide repeat domain 4. The coding region runs from base 1 to 1140 and encodes 379 amino acids. The record is from RefSeq and is a predicted model, not a curated record. Gene Ontology annotation, molecular function: Hsp90 protein binding. The transcript has 10 exons. Lineage: Eukaryota; Metazoa; Chordata; Aves; Passeriformes; Cinclidae.
AUGGCGGAGGCCGAGCAGGACGGCGUGCCCGGAGCCCCGGAACCGCCGCGGUACCGGGGAGCGCUGCACCCCGACACGUGGGAACAGGAGCUGGAGGCCAUCCCCAUGUUCAUGAAGCGCUGCCCGGCCGAGAUCGACGCGGCUCGGCAGCCCGAGCUCGCCUGCCUGCAGUCGCUGCUGUUCGACGAGGAGCGGAGCCCCGCAGAGCUGGCCAGGAUGUACAAGAACGAAGGGAACGAGUACUUCAAGGAGAAGGACUACGGGAGAGCGGUGGCCGCAUACUCGGAGGGGCUGCGGAGGCGGUGCGGGGACGCGGAGCUGGACGCGGUGCUGCUCACGAACCGAGGGGCUGCACAUUUCCACUUGGGUAACUACCGUUCUGCUCUAAAUGACGCCAUCCAGGCCAAAAAGCUGAAGCCCACUCACCUCAAAGCCAUCAUAAGAGGAGCUCUCUGCCACAUAGAGCUAAAGAAUUUCUUGGAAGCAAUAGCAUGGUGUGAGGAAGGCUUUCAAAUAGACUCAAAUGAGAAAAAGCUUGUGGAAAUAAGAGCUAAAGCUGACAAACUAAAGCGAAUUCAGGAGCGGGAUGCCAGGAAAGCAAAGGUGAUGGAGAGCAAAGAACAGUGUCAGAAGGAAAUCUUGCUUGCAGCAAUUAAGGAAAGAAAUAUCAAACUGGUUCUUGAGCCUUCAGAUGAAGAAGAGGAAGUGUCAGAUGGCCUGGCUGAGAUAUCCUUAGAUGGGUUCCACUCUGGCAGUGCCAUGGGGGCAAAGGUGCACUUAGAUGCUGAUGGCAACCUGAACUGGCCUGUCCUCUUCCUGUACCCUGAGCAUGAGCAGACAGAUUUCACUGUGGCAUUUCAUGAGAACUCCAGGUUUAUUGAUCAUUUAAUGGUGAUGUUUGCUGAAUUACCUCCUUGGGAUUUAGAAAAAAAAUACCUUCCCAACAGUCUUGAGCUCUAUUUUGAAGAUGAAGAAAGAGAAGAAAUGUAUGAGGUGAACCCAGAACACACAUUGCUGCAAGUGCUGCAGCACGAAAGGUAUUUUGUAAAGGCUGGGACCCCGGCGGUUUUGGUAUUUGCCAAGCAUUCUCCUUUCUCUAAGAAAUACUUCUCUGGCAAGAAAGUGCACCGGCUGCAAUGAGCAAGAAGGAAACAAGGAAUCCUGUGCAAGAGGCUGCUGUUUGUUAGCCCAGCUCCAGACUGCAGACUUCUGCUUGAACAAAAAAUACCUUGCACUCUACAGGAGAGGAAAAUAAUCUUGGCACACAGGGAAACUUCCAGGGGAGCAGCAUAGGAGAAGGAAGGGCUAACAUGAGGGGAUUAUUUGUUUAAAAGGGGACCCAGCUGGCUUGCAGAAGGUCUCCUCGAUGAUAGGCUGCAUGUGGUUUUGAAAUAAACCUGAAGCAGUGCCAAACACUGGCUGUGGUUGCACUAUAACAGCAGCUGGGAAUGUACUUCCCUACCUGAGAAGAAUCACAGAUUUGCUCAGA